UAGUUUAUAUUAGUGCUGUGAAACUGUUGGUUUCGCGUAGGCUUUGUAUUGUACUCUCACAAAAUUUAAAUUUUACAUAACUAUUCUCAGUAAAAAAUUUUUUUGGUUGCAUUCCAAAAUUAUUCAUAGGUAAUAAAUAAAAUUGGCGACUGCCAACAAGCACCUACGCAGUAAACAAACAACAACCUGAGCUCAAGUGGAAUAUUCAACAGCAGCAAGAUGUCGAUUAGACGGRCAAUGUCAAGCUCAAGCUCAAGCGCCGCCGAAUGGCGCAAUUACUUUCUGAGCACCCACUUUUGGGGACCGGUUGCCAAUUGGGGCAUCCCGAUAGCUGCCAUUGCGGACACGUCCAAACAUCCAAAAUUCAUCUCUGGCAGAAUGACCUUCGCCCUGACCCUGUACUCGUGUAUUUUCAUGCGUUUCGCCUACAAAGUGCAACCUCGUAAUUGGCUGCUCUUCGCUUGCCAUGCCACGAAUGCUUCGGCGCAGGCUUUCCAGGGCUUACGCUAUCUCAAAUACACGUACUCCGAGGAAUCAUCCACGUAGGUUGUUCAGUAACCACCUGUUCCAGCGAGCGCCCGAUGUCACUCUCUAAAUAUUUGAACAACAAUGAUGACACCAACGAUUGCAAUUUAUCGCAAACACGCAACUGACCGACCGACGUAAUCGCUCGACCCCAUCCCAGCCCCCGUCAAAUUGGUUGAAUCUCAUUGAGGAAUGCUGCCGAUUUAUUGUUCACGUGUGCUCCACAGCCUCUGAGAGUGCGUCGUGCGCUAAAUGCUCUUCAGUUAGUGGUUUCCAAACGGUUCUGGUUGUAGAUAUAAUGUAUAUGAUUUUAACAUUUAAAAUUUAAUGUGCAAUAGACAAAUUAAA
Messenger RNA from Drosophila arizonae, 873 nucleotides. It is a transcript of the gene Mpc1, whose product is annotated as mitochondrial pyruvate carrier. Gene Ontology annotation, cellular component: mitochondrial inner membrane. NCBI's taxonomy places the organism in Eukaryota, Metazoa, Arthropoda, Insecta, Diptera, Drosophilidae. The record is from RefSeq and is a predicted model, not a curated record. Gene Ontology annotation, biological process: pyruvate import into mitochondria.